Colossoma macropomum (tambaqui) is the source of this 1446-nucleotide messenger RNA. RefSeq names its product zinc finger protein Gfi-1b-like. Bases 168 to 1112 code for a protein of 314 amino acids. NCBI's taxonomy places the organism in Eukaryota, Metazoa, Chordata, Actinopteri, Characiformes, Serrasalmidae. The record is from RefSeq and is a predicted model, not a curated record. Gene Ontology annotation, biological process: regulation of transcription by RNA polymerase II. Gene Ontology annotation, molecular function: RNA polymerase II cis-regulatory region sequence-specific DNA binding; DNA-binding transcription factor activity. The transcript is spliced from 6 exons.
UCGUACAGAGGCACUUACCCACAAAGACACACGCAAACAACCACACACACACACACACACUCACACACUCUCAGUCACUUACUCACUCACUCACCAGAAAUACAUUAACUUCAGAUGACUCCAGAGGCUGAUGAUUAGACUUCUUUCAUUUCUUCUCUCUUUGCGCAAUGCCACGUUCUUUUUUGGUGAAGAGCAAGAGGGCGGGGUCUUAUUCAACACGACCCACCCAUUUCCAUGCCUACGACCAUGAUAGACAUCUCGAAGCCUCUCAGAAACCCAAUCGGAGCACCUCACCUGAAGACAUAGAGCUCCAUCCAAGAUCCGCAGCAACCACCACCGCAUUGGGUUACUCCUCAGUUCAGUGGGUUCCUACGGCAACCAGCCCUGACCCUGCCUCUCAGGCUGAGAACUGGGCCUCCUGGACAGCAGAGCAACUGAUGGGUGAGGAUGGGUCAGUGUCCAUGUGGUCACCCCCUCAUCUGAGGACUGUAGGGACUUUGAGGGACAGAGAACAGGAACUGGAGAGGCUGGUGCAUGCCCUACUGAGCCACAGACUGCAACUCAAUGUCAAAACUCCUCUGUGCGAAUGUCCACUUUGCGAGAAGGUCCUGUCGUCUGCCGUUGGCUUGGUGACCCACCUGCGCAGGUCACACGUUAACAGAGUUGCUGUUCCUUUGACUGGUUUUGGUGUUAACUCACAACAUCAUGGGCUCCAGCCCCCUGCAGGAUUCUACAGCAGAGCUAAAGAACGUAGUUUCGGCUGUAAGGUGUGCGGUAAGGUGUUUAAACGUUCGUCCACUCUGUCCACUCACCUGCUGAUACACUCAGACACGCGGCCUUACCCCUGCCAGUACUGCGGCAAGAGGUUCCACCAGAAAUCAGACAUGAAGAAACACACCUUCAUACACACAGGUGAGAAGCCCCAUGUGUGUGUGGUGUGUGGUAAAGCAUUCAGUCAGAGCUCAAACCUGAUCACACACAGCAGGAAGCACAGCAGCUACAGGCCCUUCAGCUGCCCUCACUGCACCCACAGCUUCCAGAGGAAAGUCGACCUGCAGCGCCACCUGGAGACACAGUGCAACAACAACAGCACAGAGUACAAGGGCAGCUGAGGAGGAGAGCGGACUAAUAAAACAAUCCUGUGUCCUGCUUUGUGCAUGAAUUUGGGGUGUAAAAAUGCAUGACAGUGCAACAGUCUGAAUGAUGACGAUUCAGCUGCAUCAGUUAUGGAGUGUGGGACUGGAUUAUAUUUUGGUCAUAAUAAUAUUCCAGAAAGUAUGUGCUAAUUUUUUGGCCAAAAUAAAAUUCUCUAAAAUUCUUAUCUGUAUAUUUUGCCUCAGUGCCAAAAAUACAGUAGACCAGCCUUCGUUUAUUUAAUUUACCGUCAAAUAAAGUACAAGUUAUCCAUUUCCAGCAUCAGGGAAAAAACAGAAAACAUAUUCAACA